AAGAAAAGAAGCUACGGGCGUUACACUCACCACUCCACUCCACGCUCCUCGGUUCCCCCGCUGCGGAGAAGACAGAUAGCAGCGCCGCCGACCUCGCUCCCCUCCCCGCCCCGCCCCGCCCCGCCCCGCCGUUGGAGAAGCUGGGGGCUGCCGCGGCACCUCCAAGGCUUCCGCUCGCUCCCAUCUCAUCUGGAGUGGAGAGGGCUGGAGGGGAUACAUUCAGCUUCAGUCUGUGCCUCAUCUCUUCCCCUUGCAUUAUUGGUAAGGAAAAUGCCCUAACCCGCCUUGCUUGGAUAAAGGAUAGCACCCAGAUGCCAGCGGAUUUGCUUGGAUUGUUCUACGAUUGGGGUUUAGCGGCGGCACCACCAUGUCCAUUCCUUGCCCCCGCAUGGGAGAAUAGUAUCAGGGGAACUUUAUAUGUUGCCUGCCCAAAUCCCUUUGCCUUUGUUGAUACGUCUGGUUAAAUACAGAAUUGGAGUACUAGUUACUGACAUGCCAUAAAAUAUUGACAGUGCCUUGCCAUACAUCAUUUUUUCACUGCUGUUGAGACCUGAAUAAGCAUGCUGGUCAAAUGGAGCACCUUCGCAUCCUGCCCCCUCGAUGCUUUUCGCCCGUUCAUCAUAGUGCUGUUGGUGGCUGCGUACAUCCAUGUGCCAGCCACUGCUAUUGUUGCUGUUCCAAGUUCUCAUUGUUAUACCUUCGACAGUGAUAGCCACCUUGUUGACUUCACACACCUGUCCGGGAAGAAUUUUGAAUACAACGAGGAGGGCUCAGUAACUUCUGACUUGGUUGUCCAGUUAUGCAAAGAUGUUCAGAGAAGGUCUCAGGCGGGUGGUUUCAUUGAUUUUGGCCGCUUUACCAAUCAUCGCUCUUUUGAGACUGGUUCAAAGCCGGUUGACUACAUCCAGAGAUUUCACAAUGGUGAUUUAGCGAAAUGUGAAACUACGUUUGAAGAGAUGGGCCGUACUGCACAGGUCAACAUUAUGUGUGGACGAUGCUCAAAUAAAGUAUGCAAAGAUGAACAUGGAUGCAUUUGCAGCGUAUCCUAUGAUGAAAGGAUGUGCAGGACGGUUGUUGAGCUAGCCAUUCCUUGUCCUAAAAGAGGCCCAAUAGUUUUUAAGGGUUUCACUGUGGGCUUCCACCCCCGGUCAUCCGAAGUGGUUUACAAUGGAUUGACUCAACUGGGAUUCGAACAACUUCAUCAUGGGUUUAGCUUUCCAAGUGAGCAGAUUCACGUGUCUUUAUAUCUUAGCGCCAUGUCUUCUUUCGCAGACCUAGUUGGAAAACCUACCUUCAGGGUUAAUCCGAUGAAAGGGCUUGAUGUUAUGCUUACAGGAUCAGGGGCCAAUGGUGCCGUGCCUACUGCCCUGUCUCCAACAGUUCUGAAUGUGAAUUGGAUAUGUGAAAUCAUUCGAAGCAAUCCAUAUGUGGUGAAUGUUUCAAUCCCAGUGGCGGGCUACGAUCCAAUCGAAUUCACGCUUACCAAAGAAUGUGGUUACACACAAGAAAAAGAGAGUGAUUCUAUGAGAGGGUGGGCAACAUUUGGAAUCAUCUCUUGCAUAUUCAUUGUCUUUUCGAGCCUACUUUGUUGUGGGGGGUUCAUCUACAGAAGUCGUGUAGAGCAUCAGGAUGGUUUACAUGCACUGCCUGGGAUGACUACCGUGUCUGCCUUUCUGGAUGCUGUUGGAAGACCAAGAGGCUACCUGAGAGCAGGUGAUCCUAGUGGAAAUCAUUCAAGCCAAGUAUCGUGGGAGAACACUUCUGUUACCACACCAGCAGCACAGAGGACAAAUGAUGGAAGAUAUGGGACAAUAUGAGCCAUGCUUAGUUUUGUGGAAUUUGUCUUGUAGAAUGAUGGUAUCAGCUGCACCUACUACUCCAAAUGAUCCUUGGUCGAUGGGACAAGUGGAAGGAAAAGCGUAUCAAGUAAUUUUGAGGAUACCCUACAAAGAAAAAAGUAAUUUCGAGGAGACAUUGAAUUGCAUGGCAAUAUAUGCCAAAGGAGCACGUAGUAAAUUGUUAAUGUUAUCAUGUGCGUGCAUGUCACCUCAGCCAGGACGAACUGAGGUUAGGUA
Triticum urartu is the source of this 2075-nucleotide messenger RNA. NCBI's taxonomy places the organism in Eukaryota, Viridiplantae, Streptophyta, Magnoliopsida, Poales, Poaceae. The record is from RefSeq and is a predicted model, not a curated record.